Knipowitschia caucasica is the source of this 1632-nucleotide messenger RNA. Lineage: Eukaryota; Metazoa; Chordata; Actinopteri; Gobiiformes; Gobiidae. The record is from the annotation of a GenBank genome assembly.
AUGAACCACCUCCUCAUCAACGCGGGGAAGACCAAGGAGAUGAACCACCUCCUCAUCAACGCGGGGAAGACCAAGGAGAUGAACCACCUCCUCAUCAACGCGGGGAAGACCAAGGAGAUGAACCACCUCCUCAUCAACGCGGGGAAGACCAAGGAGAUGAACCACCUCCUCAUCAACGCGGGGAAGACCAAGGAGAUGAACCACCUCCUCAUCAACGCGGGGAAGACCAAGGAGAUGAACCACCUCCUCAUCAACGUGAGGAAGACCAAGGAGAUGAACCACCUCCUCAUCAACGUGAGGAAGACCAAGGAGAUGAACCACCUCCUCAUCAACGUGAGGAAGACCAAGGAGAUGAACCACCUCCUCAUCAACGUGAGGAAGACCAAGGAGAUGAACCACCUCCUCAUCAAUGUGAGGAAGACCAAGGAGAUGAACCACCUCCUCAUCAACGCGGGGAAGACCAAGGAGAUGAACCACCUCCUCAUCAACGCGGGGAAGACCAAGGAGAUGAACCACCUCCUCAUCAACGCGGGGAAGACCAAGGAGAUGAACCACCUCCUCAUCAACGUGAGGAAGACCAAGGAGAUGAACCACCUCCUCAUCAACGUGAGGAAGACCAAGGAGAUGAACCACCUCCUCAUCAACCGGAACCACCUCCUCAUCAACGCGGGGAAGACCAAGGAGAUGAACCACCUCCUCAUCAACGCGGGGAAGACCAAGGAGAUGAACCACCUCCUCAUCAACGCGGGGAAGACCAAGGAGAUGAACCACCUCCUCAUCAACGCGGGGAAGACCAAGGAGAUGAACCACCUCCUCAUCAACGCGGGGAAGACCAAGGAGAUGAACCACCUCCUCAUCAACGCGGGGAAGACCAAGGAGAUGAACCACCUCCUCAUCAACGCGGGGAAGACCAAGGAGAUGAACCACCUCCUCAUCAACGUGAGGAAGACCAAGGAGAUGAACCACCUCCUCAUCAACGUGAGGAAGACCAAGGAGAUGAACCACCUCCUCAUCAACGUGAGGAAGACCAAGGAGAUGAACCACCUCCUCAUCAACGUGAGGAAGACCAAGGAGAUGAACCACCUCCUCAUCAAUGUGAGGAAGACCAAGGAGAUGAACCACCUCCUCAUCAACGCGGGGAAGACCAAGGAGAUGAACCACCUCCUCAUCAACGCGGGGAAGACCAAGGAGAUGAACCACCUCCUCAUCAACGCGGGGAAGACCAAGGAGAUGAACCACCUCCUCAUCAACGUGAGGAAGACCAAGGAGAUGAACCACCUCCUCAUCAACGUGAGGAAGACCAAGGAGAUGAACCACCUCCUCAUCAACACCUACUGUUGGGCGUUGCAGACCUACUGUUGGGCGCUGCAGACCUACUGUUGGGCGUUGCAGACCUACUGUUGGGCGCUGCAGACCUACUGUUGGGCGUUGCAGACCUACUGUUGGGCGUUGCAGACCUACUGUUGGGCGCUGCAGACCUACUGUUGGGCGUUGCAGACCUACUGUUGGGCGUUGCAGACCUACUGUUGGGCGUUGCAGGGACCUACUGUUGUGGCGUUGCAGACCUACUGUUGGGCGCUGCAGACCUACUGUUGGGCGCUGCAGACCUACUGUUGGGCGUUGCAGACCUAA